This is a messenger RNA of Sabethes cyaneus, 5893 nucleotides long. RefSeq names its product beta-1,4-N-acetylgalactosaminyltransferase bre-4. Gene Ontology annotation, biological process: glycosphingolipid biosynthetic process; carbohydrate metabolic process. NCBI's taxonomy places the organism in Eukaryota, Metazoa, Arthropoda, Insecta, Diptera, Culicidae. Bases 820 to 2328 code for a protein of 502 amino acids. The transcript has 7 exons. Gene Ontology annotation, molecular function: N-acetyl-beta-glucosaminyl-derivative 4-beta-N-acetylgalactosaminyltransferase activity. The record is from RefSeq and is a predicted model, not a curated record.
AGCAAGCUCUCUUUGCAGAAAACUCCUGCAUCAAAAUUCAGUUUUCGUUCAUCUGCGGUUGCCGUGCUCUAUCUGCUUUGUAAUCUCCGUCGUUGUGGUUUCUCGUAAUUCGAAAUGGCAUAAAUAUAUAGUAGAAGUUAGUGAUCAUUGUUGUAGGUAAAAGGUUUUCCUUUCCUGUUAUUAAUACACCAACGGGUGCGGGUGAUAGCAUUUGGAAAGGUAUCCGCUCAAGUGUAAAUUUCAAAGUGUUGGCAGUGAUAAAUAUGAAGAUGUUUCUCUUUCGCCAAAUAAUGUGAUUCACUGCUAGAGUAGCUUGAAUGUUCAGUGGUUAUCUGUAGAUAUUACAAUAUGAAUCAAAGGAAAUCUCAAGUGUAUUGUACCUAAUUGUCGCGAAACAUUAGACUGUUGGUAACUUCUAAUCUAUGUCACAAAGAAGGUGCCUACAUAUCUAAACGAUAGAAACUCAAACAAGUAGCAUCAAAGGCUGCAAUAUUCAGAACUGUCUCGUGACACUACGGAUAUUACAGAAGGAAGGGCUAGCAGUGGCCUCCGGCAGGAAAUAGAAGUGCAAUAUUUGUAAAAUCAGAAUAUUACAUCCUGCUGGUUUGCUUGCUGAGGAUACGUUUUGCGAUAUUUUGGAGUGCAGACAAUUUCAAAAGUGAGAGGCUGAAUGCAAUAGAGCACUUUUAUGCCUUGAAGAUGUCCUACCGCGGAUGAGAGUAGUUCAAACACAAAUUCUACAACGGCACUUUGCGGCGGCGAAAUCGGCGUCACUCAUUUGUCACACAGCGUCGAACGCCGGUAGCCCUAAAUGGCCCCAUGGCAUCGUGUAGCCGAGCGCACGCUAUCAAGGCGGCGUUGGUGCUGGGCUUCUUGCUGAUACUACUCAAUCUGAUUGCAUCCCGCCUGGACACAACACCGCUUGGACUGCCACGAAUGGGUGCCACGCAAUGGCCGAAACGCACAAGAACCAGUUCCGAGCGUUUAGCUCAUUUACAUCUAGAACCUCACGUGGAACGGCACAACGACAGCAGUCAUAAUGCGACUAACAAAACCAGCAAUACAGAUGUUUUUGCUGGCCAACCAGCCACAAUCAGUAAAAACAGCCAACUACAGAGAACUAACUUCUCAAACUCGAAGACAAAUCUCAACAUCAACGAUACAAAAUCUCCACAAAAACUUCUCGAAUCCGUGUUGCCAACAGAUGAGGCCACCUCAUCAGUUAAUGCAAUGCCGCACGGUCAACCGGCCGGGUCUAACCCACUGCUCAGCACGGUUCCAAGCAACACUAGCGGCAGUAGUUUUAGUAGCAGCAAUUCCACUAGUAUAGAAAACAUGCAUAAAAAUCUCAUAGAUUCUAGUUUAGGUAGCAGUAAUGGAACUAGCGGUAAUAGCAAACCUGUUCCUGAAGGGGCACACCAGCUAGCAUACGAGCAGCCGGUAAAUGAUACAUCAAGCAGUUUACAGAAUGGGCAAAAUACUAGCAUUCUGAAUAGCUUUACGCGCAAACUUGGACAGAGUAACUGCCCUCCGAUACCGCCGAAUUUGGACGGCCCAAUUGAGGUGGACGUCUCCUACGAGUCCCUAUCGUCGGUCGAACAAAAAUUGGCUCCAAAGUUGCAGCCUGGUGGACAAUAUACUCCUCGUGAAUGCAGCGCUCGAGAUCGGGUCGCGAUAAUUGUCCCCUACCGGGAUCGGGAUCAACACCUUCCGGUUUUUCUCAAAAACAUACAUCCAUUCCUUAUGAAGCAACAGGUUGAGUACGGAGUCUACAUAGUCGAGCAAUCAGCUGGGACGUCGUUCAACCGAGCGUCGCUCAUGAAUAUCGGUUUCGUCGAAGCCAUGAAGCAGAAGAAUUGGGAUUGUAUGGUAUUCCAUGAUGUCGAUCUGCUUCCAAUGGACGACCGGAACCUAUAUACUUGUCCAGAUCAACCACGACACAUGUCCGUAGCGGUUGAUACAUUUGGCUUCAAAUUACCGUACAACACAAUUUUCGGUGGCGUAUCGGCCAUGACCGUGAAACAGUUCCGCACAGUGAACGGCUUUUCCAACGCUUUCUGGGGGUGGGGUGGCGAGGACGACGAUAUGUCGAAUAGACUGAAACAUGUUGGAUUUCAUAUUGCACGCUAUCCGAUCAAUAUCGCACGCUACACCAUGCUGAGCCACAAAAAGGAAAAGGCUAACCCGAAAAGGUAUGAGAAGCUAGUUACUGGUGCUAAGCGUUUCGACAGUGAUGGAUUAAACUCGCUGCACUACCAGCUGAUUAACUUAAUUCGCAAGCCACUUUUCACAUGGGUCCAUGUGGAAAUAUCAGCAGAUAGCAGCUGAUGACAGUCAUUUCUACCGAAUUGGUUCGGAUGAAAUAUAUCGAAUGAAGCCAAAACCGGUAUUUUUGCAAACUCAAUCCCUCUACAGCGAACCGAUACCGAGGUAGGUGAAUAUUUUCAGUGAAAAUACGAUUUCAAAAUCUCGUUGCAACAUAACAGAACUCGAAAGAAUACCAUCGUUUAAACGGUGCUUCCGAUUUGAAUCGAUAUUUCCGCAAAAGAUAAAAUAAUAUUAGUGUUUCUCGCAGUAACUUUGAAUCUUACUCCUGUAAUUUCGUUAUAACUACAUUUAGGUAAACUUACCCGCAUCUGUCUUUUAGUUGCUCUUUUUUAUGUUAGAUGAUUAUGAUCAUACUGUAAAAACUCACAAGAUGAGUGAUUCGGAAAUCUUAAUUACUUAAUUUGUGAAAAGCAAAAAUGAUAAAAUAUAAAGUCCAGUGUUAUAUAAGUCGUUGUAUUGUAUAAAAUAAAAACAACUUCACUGGAAACAACGAUUAACCAAAUUCGAGCUUUUUAAGUGUAAAAACAAUACUUUGUAUAAACAUCAGCGUUAGUGAAUUAUCUGCGAUCUGCGAUUAGUCAGUGUUUUAAAAACAUUUCUAUAGAAGAUUAAGAUAUUAGACCAAAAUUUGAGAACAAAAUUGUAACUUGCAACAUGUUAUUUAUUUUCACAAAUGGGGCACAAUAUAACAUAAAAAUGCUUUCGGUUCCGUCCUGCCGAAAAACUCAGUCCGUAGGGCAAAACGCACAGCUAUUGUGCACGCACGGCAGAGAAGCAGACGAUUAUUCUGCGUGAAAUUUGGUUUCAGAACUGUUUUAAACACGUUAAAUAGCAAUGAGCAUUUAGAACUUAAGGAAACUUGAUUGAAUCCCGAAACAUUUGAGUAUAACAAUAAGCUAACAGUUAAGUAAUCUCCAAUCAAAUACAAGCAACAUACGGGGUCAUUUUGCCGCAAUAAAGAUAACAAAAGACGAUUUUUUAACUAUUAAGUUCCGUUUUGAAACGAAAGAUAUUUUCAUAUUAUGAAACUCGAAGUAUGUGUUAGUAUUGUUACAAAAAUUAAUCGUUUCUAAAGAAUUCAAGCUGAUUGGAUCAAUUUUUACAAAACUUUCAUGACCCCCCCAAAAGUAUUACACCAGCAGCUGAAUACAAUGACGCAUAAGAUAAACUUAAUCUAGAGGUGAUUGAUAUUUUUGAGUAGAAUAUAAAGUAUUUAUUAUUACGAUUCUCAACAACAAAAAUAACACGAGUGUUAGGUCUCGAUAGUUCAGUGAAACUGACCAUAGAUGCUGACGCGCACAAAGUACUUAGUGAUAAGAGACAUUUUCACGGCAACGUGGCCGAAGGUCGAUGGUACGGGGUGGAAGAGCCACACACAACAAACAGCCAGGUAUUUCACGAUUUGCUUCUGUUUGGCCUGUAGAUCUCUUGUCACGUUGCUGCCAAAUUAAUAAAAAAAAACACACAAACAAAUAAUACUUCUACAUAGAUUGGUUUUAAACUUGCCUAGUGUUGAACUCGUAUUGGUUUUCUACACUAUUAAUUCAUUUGUAAUUUGGAUUGUUGCAAACAAUGAGAACAUUGCCAGUCUGGUUGACUUUGAUUACAAAAUAUAGAAACAAAAGUAAGAGUUUUAAACCCAGGCCACACAUAGAUAUUAACGCGUUGGACGGAUAGAAGUUUUCGGUGGUUAAAUUCAGAUAAACUAAAUUGAACAAUCUGUAAAUGAUGGAAGUCAUAGUAUUUACAAACAUAAUACUACCAAAGUAAAGAGCAACUUGGCCAAUGAGUGAAGAUUCUUUACACGUCGGUUAUAUUACAGUUUAAAGGUUUUACCGGUCGCAUGUAUACUCCUGGUGUAUCCUUUAUUUUGGAGUGUAAAAUGCCCCUCUUAUAAUAAUAUUUUAAAAUAUUUUCUCGAAACUGUUCUAAGAACACAUGCCAGAACAUUCCUUAUUUUUCCGACCAUUUCUAAUAGGACUUAUCUGCUGAAACCGAUUUGGAAUGUUAUUUUUAAUAUAAAGAUAGUUCAAGCCUAAGCGACUUGGACUAUAUGAAGUUGGCUUCAUUCAAAUUGGUUUUGGAGUCCCUUGGCUCCUCCGAUCUGUUUGAACCAUCACUGUGAUACUGUGACUAUGCUCCUCUUUCUAGUACCGGAAACUUUUUAAUCGAAUUACUGUUCGACAUCGUUACGAUGUGUCCAGCCUACCGCGCACUACUGACUUUUGCAAGAUGUGCAAGGUGUUCUCUCCAAGGAGCGCGUGCAUUUAUUGAUGUCUAUAUUAUCGGCAUUCUCCAGCUUCUGGUUGUAAUCUAGCAAUCUCUAAACUUGCUGGCGGUGUAAUCGACGGUCAAUAAGUGAUCCCAAAUAUUCGUCCAUCUCAAGCUCGUCGUCGUUCCAUUAAGAGAUCGCCGUAAAACGCGCCCAUAGUAAACCACAUAGUUGAGGCGCGUAAAUUUAUCUGCAAAUAUAUUCUUGUUCUCGUGCUUCAAACUCUUUGGAAACCUACCAAGUACUGAUCCAUGAGACACCUUGAUUAACAGGUGCGAGCUCCAUUACGAACCUACUACAGAUACAGAGCUCAACAUUGUGGUCGCAAUGGUCCUAAUCUUCCGGCGUCUAAAAGCCUAACUUAAGAAACAGACGCUCAAGAAAAAGUUCUUCCGUGGCAGGGGGGUAUUUUGGUUAUUGAUCAGAGAGACUGUCUUAAACAACUUUCAAAAGUUUAGUUCUAAGUGAAGUUUAAAAUGGCAAUUUCGAUCACACUUCGGGGAUCUCAUUUACCGUCGGUUGCACUGCAUAAGUUAAGACAUGUUCAUUUAUUUCUCUAAAAGUAACUUUUAUCUAUUUGCAAAUUCUGUUAGAAAGUUACUUUUAAAGGGCAGUUAUAAAGUACCUAUAUGCAUUUGUACAGCGAGUACACGGAACAAUUGGUAUCUGAAGCAUGAAUCUCAUGCCAGAGUUUGUGUAGGAUUAUGUUUGCAAAUCUAUACUGGUUGUAAAAAUUCACAUCUGUUGUAUGUAAAAUAUAUCCGAGGUUAAUUGAAAACUAUUGCAUUGAAUGGCAUUCCUUAACAGUGAUACUUAGAAUCUCGAACAAUAAUUCGAUGCUCCAAUAUGCAACAAAGAGCAAAUAAAUUAUUUUCUAAACAAAUUCUGUAUUCGUUACCUGUUUAGUUCAACCUCAAUUUGUAUUUCCGAACCUUCAAAUAUAAAGUACACAAAAGCUAUCAUACGAUUUCAAUUCCAGUUCGAAGAAAUUAAAAAAAGUGUAGGUAAAAAGUGCCAUAUCAACUAAGAAAAGAAUGAUAAUAAUACAAAAGUUUAUUGAUUUGCGAUUCUGAUCAAACUCAAACACGUGCACGAACAAACUGAUCAGUAUGAUAAAAAUACCAUCUAGACAAAAAAAGAUGUACGAAAUCCUAACAAAUCUAAUCUGUUUUUUGGACAAGCGCGCACACGAACAACUUGUUGAAAAUUUCUUUUAGUAGUGAUAAAUGAGACUUAGAUACUUUACGCAAAACAUAUAGGAAACGAAUUUAAUGAAUACGGUUUUGUAAUCGA